AAGUUUACUUUACAAUUACAAUCAUAUGAUAUGCAUAUGUAUAUGCUGUCUUCUCUUUCUCUCUCUAGUUUCUCUCUCCUCUUUUGUUAUUGUUUUGUUUCAACAUUGUGUCCACUUCAUGCUUUUGACUCUAAAGUGGAAAGAGAUUCUCAGAUCCAUAAGGAGAAAAAAACUUUUAGACAUUGUCACCAUCAACUUUUUUUGUCACUAGUUUUAAUUCUAUUAAUUAAGUUUCAAGCUUUUUCAACAAUUCAUCUUCAUGAAUGAUUCACAAUAUAACUUGUGAUGAUGAUUUACAACUAUUUGGACUGAAAUUUCUUGAGAUGCAAGUGCUAUGGAAUUGAAGUUGAGAUCAAAAGCUGUAUAUUUAUAGAAAGGAAAAUUGGAUUUAGAUUGUUUAAUAACUUAAAAAUCACGGUGAGAAAUCACGGUUGGAAAUCAGGUAGGACAGAAGCUACACAUACCAGCUUCUCAAAAUCACGGUGAAAAGGGUGUUAAACGUGCGGUAGAGGUGACCCACUGGGUUGCCAAACAUAGACUAAGUGAGGUUUGGUUCAAAUGGUUUGUGAGAUGGAGAGUGAUUGUAUUGAAGACGACAUGAUGGAAAUUGAAGUUUUACCAUCAAUGUGGCCAGAGGAUGUUGGAACUGAUGUUGGAAAACAGUUCAACAUAGAAAAACCAGGAAGAGAUCAAGAUAUGUUGGAAGAAGUAACAAUCUUAGAAGAACCAGCUAUAGCUGAUUUUCAAAGAUUAAUGGAGCUUACAAAUUAUACAGAAAAAGGGUCAUCUCAAUUGGCUUAUUUAAUGAAACAUUGGGAGUAUAAGCAGGCGAAUGCGGUUCGGCUUCUCCGAGAAGAGCUCGACAAUCUUAGUAAACAAAGGAAGGAAGUUGAGCUUAGAAAAUUGGAGAUACUUAAAGAUAAUAAUCGGUUCGAGGAAGAGAGUUACGGUGGAGAUAAACGUCCGGUUUCGAUAUUGGAUGAUGUUUACUACACGUGGCAAGAUCUACCGGUUGCGAUAAGGAAAAGUGAUGUUGUUGUUCAAAAUAAGAGAAUUGAAAUUGAGGCUGAGUAUGAUACUGUUGUUUACUGGAAACAUCGGUCGCAAGAUUUGGAAAAACAGUUGGAGGCAAGUAUUCGGAGAGAGGAAAUAUUAAAGGAGAAGUUACAAGAAAGUAUAGAGACUAUUGAAAGACAAUCUUCACCUGUGGAGGAACUGUCACAGAUUCUUAAAAGAGCAGAUAAUUUCUUACAUUUUAUACUUCAAAAUGCACCUGUUGUUAUUGGCCAUCAGGACAAAGAGUUGCGCUAUCGUUUUAUCUAUAAUCAUUUUCCAAGCUUACAAGAGGAGGAUAUCAUAGGAAAAACGGAUGUCGAAAUUUUCACGGGAUCAGGUGUUAAGGAAUCUCAAGAUUUCAAAAGAGAAGUAAUGGAGAAAGGAGUAGCUGCAAAAAAAGAAAUCACUUUUGAGACAGAACUAUUUGGAGCCAAGACAUUUUUGAUAUAUGUAGAACCUGUGUUUAGCAAAACAGGGGAAACAAUUGGAGUAAACUAUAUGGGAAUGGAAAUAACAGAUCAGGUGAGAAAAAGAGAAAGAAUGGCUAAGCUAAGGGAAGAAAUUGCAGUUCAGAAAGCUAAGGAAACAGAACUUAAUAAAACCAUUCACAUUACAGAGGAGACUAUGAGAGCAAAACAAAUGUUGGCAACAAUGUCUCAUGAGAUAAGAUCACCACUUUCUGGUGUUGUUAGCAUGGCUGAAAUUCUCACUACAACAAAACUUGAUAGGGAGCAAAGACAGCUCUUGGAUGUCAUGAUAUCUUCAGGAGAUUUGGUUCUUCAACUUAUAAAUGACAUACUUGAUCUUUCCAAAGUCGAGUCAGGAGCUAUGAAAUUGGAAGCUACAAAAUUCAGGCCAAGAGAGGUAGUAAGGCAUGUUCUCCAGACAGCUGCAGCAUCAUUGCAGAAAAUGUUAACAUUGGAAGGGGAUAUAGCAGAUGAUAUACCUAUUGAGGUCACCGGAGAUGUUUUAAGGAUUCGGCAGAUUCUCACAAAUUUAGUCAGCAAUGCUGUCAAGUUUACACAUCAAGGCAAAGUUGGUAUAAACCUUUAUGUUGUUCCAGAGCCAUCAUUUGCCAAAUCAGAAGAAUGCCACCAAAAGGUGACAGAAGACCAAUCAACUGUUUCUUCAAAUGGAUUGAAGGAAGAAAAACAGACAUCAUCACCAAGAAGUACUAGAUGCGAUCAAAAUCUUAUUGAUGGUAAAAAACACACUGACCAACCAAUCCAGAAUCAAGCAUUUAGCAACGAAUGUAGUAGAUCUUCGGCCAACAGUGAAUGCUCAAUGAAUGAUGAUACUGAGGAGCAAACUCAUUCAACUGAAACAACAGUGUGGAUACGUUGCGAUGUAUUUGACACAGGAAUUGGUAUACCAGAAAAGGCUAUACCUACUUUAUUUAGAAGGUACAUGCAAGUCAGUGCAGACCAUGCUCGAAAAUAUGGAGGCACGGGUCUAGGAUUAGCAAUAUGCAAACAACUGGUUGAGUUAAUGGGUGGUCGCCUAACAGUAACUAGCAAAGAACAUUGUGGUUCUACCUUCACAUUCAUACUACCAUACAAGGUUUCAACAGCUUGUGAUAAUUCUGAUGAUCCAGAUGACCUUUCAGAUGUUGAGAAUAAUGAAGACGACACAACCGAGGGGUUCUUCCAAUUCCAACCGCGAACAUUAGGUUCGCUUUUCUCUUCUAAUGGAUCCACCAGGCCACACAGAAUCUCACACAAGUUGAAUGGUUUUCCAGAUAACAACUCUUACUCAAACCUCUCUAGUAACAUCAAUUCAAAUGGAACAAAUUCAAUUGAGGAUGCAUCUUCAGUUAUUGUUAAUGCUUCAGAUAUGUCUGAAUCAACAAGUUCGUCAAGUCACUGCUCAGAAACAAAGCAUGAAUGUUUGGUUAAUGGAAACAAACAGAAUCAUGAUAAUGAUAAGGCACAUGUUAUGUUAGAAAACGGUACUGCGAACUCUAGUCAAUAUAAGGAAGCAGGUAGAGAAAUGGACUUAGAAACAAAGUCAAGUGAACCACAGCAAACAACAUGUCAAGGUCAAAGGAAGGAAGAUAGUACUAGUAGCACCAGCACAUCAUCAGAAGUAACCAAAUCGACGUUAAAGCCGAAUAUUCUUCUUGUUGAAGAUAACAAAAUUAAUAUCAUGGUGACAAAGUCAAUGAUGAAGCAGCUAGGAUAUAGCAUGGAUGUUGUGAAUAAUGGUGUUGAAGCCAUACGUGAGAUUCAACGGCAUUCUUAUGACAUAAUUUUGAUGGAUGUUUACAUGCCAGUUAUGAAUGGUCUUCAAACAACAAAACUGAUUAGAUCUUAUGAGGAAUCAGGCAAUUGGGAUGCUGCAAGAGAAGCUGGAAUUGAACCAAGUUUAUCGACUUCAGAUGAUCAUUCUGUACCACCUAAAAAGCGGAUCCACAUUGUCGCGAUGACAGCAAACACAAUGUCAGAAAGUGCUGAAGAAUGUUUCGCCAACGGUAUGGACGCAUUUGUGUCGAAACCAGUGACACUCCUAAAAUUAAAAGAGUGUCUUGAAAAACAUCUAAGGUGAUAUUCAUGUAAAUUUUACUUGUGUAAAAAGGAAUAAGAGCCUAGGAAAGUUUUGCAAAAGAAUGCAUCAUGUUCUUUUUCUCUUCAUCGGCGUCAUUGUAUAGAUCUAAAUUAUUCUUUAUUAGUCCAAUUUUUUCUAGUAGUUCUGAAGGGAGUGCUGCAAAAAAUAGCUAGUAUAGGACUAAUUGGAGUGUGAACGUAGCAGUACAAAACCGUUUUCUAAUAGGUUAUGUAUCGGGAAGCUUUGACCAUUGAUCAAUGGUAAUAUUUAUACAAAGGGAAGCUUCAGAGCUCUUUACCGAAAAGUCGAAUAGAUAACAGAAAUACAACUAACAUAACUAACUAACCAUCAAAGAGGUAUAUUAGGUAGAGCUAUAGCCUCGUCAAGCUGUCGCAUAUACCUUGAAUUUUCAACCAUGUCAAUCUUGGAUAAUGAAGAGUGAUAAGUGAAAGGCGGAACGAAGAGGUUUUGUGUGUGUGUGUCAGCAAUUUGAUUAGCAGAAGAGAUUGGUAUAGAAGAUGAAUGCAACACUUAACAGAUUUUGUUACCAACAAGGUAAUAAUCUAUUUCGAUAUGUUUUAUGCGCUCAUGAAAGGUUGGAUUCCGAACUAUUUGUAUGGCUGAAUGGUCGAAUUGUUACUCAAAAAAUUGGAACAUGAUUGAGACAAGAGUGUUGAAGAUCUCACGACAAGAAUGAAAAAAGCCACUCAGUUUGAUGGUGACUUGUUUUUUUAAUUUCCAUGAAAUUAAAACUAGAUGAAGAAAGAUUUAAUAUCUUGUUACAAAUACGAGAGAACCCAAGUAAGAUAGUAUAGUGUUAGAAUGCACUCCCCCCAUCUCAACUUAAGUGACAUUUUUAUAAAGAAAUCAUAUUAGAUGACAUUUUUUAUUUUUUAUUUUUUAAUAUAAGUUGUCUCCUAGUAAAUACUGUGUAUCACAUCUUCUCCCAAAAAAAUCUUUUUCAAAUGUUUCAUUUCUUCUUAAGCAAGACAGUGAUGGUGUUUAUUUUCGGUUGUAAAUAUUAGGCCAUCUGAUCACUAUUAUAAGCAUAUCUCUAUAUAUAUCUUAUGACUUCAGCACAAGUGUCUUGGUCAUCCUCAUUUGAAAAAAAAAAA
Vicia villosa (hairy vetch) is the source of this 4715-nucleotide messenger RNA. RefSeq names its product probable histidine kinase 1. The record is from RefSeq and is a predicted model, not a curated record. The transcript is spliced from 12 exons. Gene Ontology annotation, molecular function: histidine phosphotransfer kinase activity; phosphorelay sensor kinase activity. Gene Ontology annotation, biological process: protein autophosphorylation; phosphorelay signal transduction system. NCBI's taxonomy places the organism in Eukaryota, Viridiplantae, Streptophyta, Magnoliopsida, Fabales, Fabaceae. Bases 559 to 3600 code for a protein of 1013 amino acids.